Paralichthys olivaceus (Japanese flounder) is the source of this 503-nucleotide messenger RNA. RefSeq names its product cytochrome c oxidase subunit 6C (gene cox6c). Lineage: Eukaryota; Metazoa; Chordata; Actinopteri; Pleuronectiformes; Paralichthyidae. The record is from RefSeq and is a predicted model, not a curated record.
CUCCCCUCGCUUCGCUUUCCUCUGGACCGGAUGUGUUUUGUCCCUCUGCGGCUCCAGUAGCAGCUCUUCCGGUAGAGAAGCAGUGCGUUAGCGGUUUAAGUGAAGGUCGUGAGUCCAACCCGUAAUCCACCAUGUCUCUGCCAAAGCCUGUGAUGAGGGGGAUGCUGGCAAAGCGUCUGAGGUUUCACCUGCCCAUCUCUUUCGCUCUGGCUUUUGGGGCUGCGAUACUGUUCAAGUACACAGUGACGGAGCCCAGGAAAAAGGCCUACGCUGAUUUCUACAAAAAUUACGACUCAGUCAAAGAGUUCAACGCCAUGAGGGAAGCUGGCAUCUUCGAGAGCGUGCGGCCUUCAGGAGAGUGAAGCCACUCUCUUUUUCCCCGUCAUUGGUUCCUGGUCCUAGGAUGAAGUUUCUUCUCUUUGAUGUAAUUUACUGAUCAGAUGUGAACUUCGCUUUUUCUGUUUUCUUCCUCUGAAUAAAAUAUUCUAUUAAUGUAAAAGUUA